Molecule: messenger RNA, 1239 nt
Organism: Vigna radiata var. radiata (mung bean)
Lineage: Eukaryota; Viridiplantae; Streptophyta; Magnoliopsida; Fabales; Fabaceae
Product: plant UBX domain-containing protein 1
Exons: 8
Coding region: 112-930 (272 amino acids)
Biological process (GO): protein-containing complex disassembly
Molecular function (GO): ATPase binding
Source: RefSeq, a predicted model, not a curated record
CCAAAGAGAUUAUUAUAAAAAGGUGGGAGAGAGAGAGGAGAGAGGUGAAACGGCUCAUAGAAAACACAAAAUUUUCACAAUAUUAAGUGUCUUGGUUUCAUAUCACUUAUAAUGGUCGUGGGUUCCUGCACACUAACUUCUAACACGAAGAGAAGGGCCACCUACAAAUUUUCCACCGACAUGGACACUGAAGCUGCCACCAAGAAACUAUUAUCUUUGAUCUUCCAUGAGGCAUUAUGGAUAUUUCUAUCUCAUCAGAUCAAGCUUGAUGCAUUGAAAGAAAGAGCUGGGCGAGAGAUCCGUGUUUUUGAAACAUAUGUUUCCUCAUCAUCAAAUGCUGCAUUAUCCAAUGAAGAGGUGACUGAUGACUUCUAUGAGUUUACUGCUGAAGAUUAUCACAGACUUUUGGCAGCUAAAAAGGAAGGUAAUGAUGAUAAGUUCUUGAAGACUCGAAAAAUCCGAGAAGCAGAAGAGGCAGCACGGAGGUCAGAAAUGACCAAGGCUAUAAUUAGAGUUCGAUUCCCAGAUAAUCACACAUUGGAGACUACAUUCCACCCAUCGGAAACAGUCCAGAGUUUAAUUGAUGUCCUGACUAAAGUUAUUGUGCUGCCAGAGGAGCCAUUCUAUAUAUAUACUACUCCACCUAAAAAGAUUAUGAAAGACAUGUCUCAGAAUUUUUAUGAUGCUGGCUUUUGUCCUGGUGCCAUUGUCUACUUCUCAUACGAUGUCCCAAAAGGUAGCACUGGUCCUUAUCUUCAAGAAGAUAUAUUGUCUUUGAAGGAACUGCAUGCUGCUAAUGAUCAAGGCCAACAAUCUGAGCCUUUAGUACAGUCAGAACCUGAACCUGCUGUGGCAAUACAGCCUCCUCCUGUUGAACAACGCAAACCUGCUGAGAAAAAACUUGUUAAACCAAAGUGGUUAAAAAUGUGAUUUCAAUUUCUCUUAGAUUCAGUAAUCAUUGUUCAGAAAAGAACCUUCACUUUUCUUGUGGGUCAACGUUAUAUCUGAAUUCAGCGUAUUAUGCAAAGUCCACAAGAAUACAUCAUAGUUAACUUCCUUUUCUUCCUUCUGCAUUUCGUGAAUUUGUAUAUAGUGUUUGAUGCAAGCGUUUCUUAGUGAAUGCAAGCGUCUUAGAUGUAUGUGAUGUUUCAAAUUUCAACGUUACAUUAUACUUGUAGAAAUUUUCUUUAAUCCUGAUUUGGAGAAUGCAAGCAUCUUGAAAUGUUGUUUUCUUAUUAA